AUGGCCAAGACGUUCACCACCCAGGAGGUCGCCCAGCACAAGACCGAUAAGGACAUGUGGAUCAUUGUCGAGGACGGCGUCUACGACAUCACCGCCUUCCAAUCAGAGCACCCCGGCGGCGAAAAGAUUCUCAAGCGCUUCGCAGGCAAGAACGCGACAAAGGUGUUCUGGAAGUACCACAACGAAAAGGUUCUUGAGAAGUACGGCGGCAAGCUCCGCAUCGGUACUGUUGGCGAGAGCGCCAAGUUGUGA
Molecule: messenger RNA, 252 nt
Organism: Colletotrichum higginsianum IMI 349063
Lineage: Eukaryota; Fungi; Ascomycota; Sordariomycetes; Glomerellales; Glomerellaceae
Product: Cytochrome b5
Exons: 2
Coding region: 1-252 (83 amino acids)
Cellular component (GO): intracellular membrane-bounded organelle; membrane
Molecular function (GO): heme binding
Source: RefSeq, a predicted model, not a curated record